AUGAGUAAAAUUGCUAUCUUACUGUUAUUAACUACUUUAUUAGUAAAUGCUCAUAAUGCUAAUAAAUCAGUUAUUAACACAUGCUUAUAAGAUGAAAUAGAUAUGAGUUAAAUAGUUCCUAAGGAUUAUUUAGAAACAUUUGAUGAGAACUACGGAAACAGAAAACUCUAAAACUCUCAACCUUAACCAAUCAGAAUAACUCUUGAUUUCAAGGAACUUGAUAAUCCUAAAAAUGGUGAUGGAAUGACACCUUAAAUAAAAGAAUACAUAAAGAGAAUUAUGUUUGCUGCUCAAAUCUAUUUGAGUAAACUAAUUAAAGUAUAUCCAGCACAAAAACCUAUUAAGUAUAUUUGGAGUGGUGACACAUGCUAUGAUGUUAAGGUCUCUGAAUAGAUAAAAACUUCAGGUAUUGAAAAUUCUGAUUUGCAUAUAUUUGUCACUUAUUCUAAUCGUCCUGAUUAAGGCCAUUUAGCAAACGCAAUAUGGUGUUAGCUUGAUCCUUAGCCAAAUGUUGGAAGAGUCUUAUUCAAUAUUGGAACUAUGGACAUUAACGAAUCUUCUACAUAAUCUUUCUAAGAUAAUUUCUCAACUUCUUUACAUGAAAUUCUCCACAUUUUAGGUUUUUCAGGAAGUAGUAUUAACUACUGGAUUGAUCCUGAUACAAACAAACCAUAUGGAGAUAAAAACUAAUAUAAAGUAAUGAAGAGGGAAAGAAGAUGGGACGUAGAUGAUGUAAUUAAAGUAUUUUCUAAAAAUAUUUUGAAGAUUUCUAGAAAUCAUUAUAGUUGCCCCUCUAUAGAUGGUAUGUAUCUUGAAAAUUAAGGUGGUGGUGGCUCUAUGGGUUCUCAUUGGGAAAGAGAUUUGCUUGGUAAUGAAUUUAUGACAGCUAGUAUUGUUUAUGGUGUCUACACUAUUUCUAAAUUCACUGCUGCCCUGCUUUUAGAUACUGGCUACUAUGCUGAAAUUAACUCUAAUCUUCUUAUGCCUAUUUAUUGGGGUAAAAAUAAAGGAUGUGAUUUUUUCAAUAAUUCAUGUAACACUGGAAAAUAUUUCCCAGAAUUCCCUGGUGAUAAUGUUGAAGAAACUUGCGAUUUUUUCUCUCUUGGUUUUGGUGGUCUUUAAAACUAUGAUUAUUUUUCAUAAUGUUAAACUGUUAGCGUUUAUGGGAAUAGCUAUUGUGAAUCUGAUUAAUUUAAACCUGAUGAAAUACUGAGAUAAAAUACUGGUUCUGGAUCAAGAUGUUUUAGAUCAAAUGCAAACAUCAAAGGAUACGAUGUUUUAGAUAUGAAGGGUAGAUGUUUUAAGGCUUAAUGCUCUGAUGAUUUAUCUUCCAUUAAAGUUAAUGUAUGGGGUGAUGAAUACGUUACUUGCAAAUAUCCCAAUUAAAUCAUUAAUUUAGCUGAUCAAACUAAAACAACUCAAGGUACCAUGAAAUGUCCUCAUGAUUUUGAUUUGUUUUGCAAUUUCCCUAAGUCAUGCCCUAAUAAUUGCUCUAAUAAUGGUGUCUGUAAUAAUGGUUAUUGCGUAUGCCUCAAAGGAUAUGGUGGUACUGAUUGCUCUAAAAGAUGUGGUGAGGAUUAAGUUUGGGAUGGUUCUCGUUGUGUAUAUAACUGUCCUUCUGGAUAAUUCAAAAACUUUGAUAACACUUGCAAACCCACUUGUCCAUACAAAUAAUAUGGAGAUCAAGCCACUGGUAGCUGUGUUCUCUGCUCCGUUAACUGUUCUGCAUGCUUUGGUCCUUCACCAAAUCAGUGUCUAUCUUGUAAUGAUGGAUAUUCACUUAAAGGAAACUAAUGUGUCGAUACUACCUGUCACUAUAGCUGCCAAUCAUGUUCUGGACCUAAUUAAAAUCAAUGUACUUCUUGCCCCGCUGGUAAAUAUUUGGACUCUAGAAAAACUUGCUAGCCAUGUUAAUAUCCCUGUGAAGAUUGUUUCAACUCAGCUACUGAGUGUACAACUUGUGGAUAAGGAUAUGAAAUGGAUAAGUUUAUUGGUAAAUGCGUAUCUAUGAAUACAUGCGAUAGCUCUUGUCUUCAGUGUUCAGCUUUUAGAGACCCCACUAAAUGUACUUCCUGUAAAGAUGGUUAAUUCUUAAAUUAAGAAGGUAGAUGUUAAAAAUGUGAUGAAUCUUGUGCUACAUGUACUUAAAAAGAAACCUAAUGUAUAAAAUGCGCUGAUGGAUGGGAAUAUGAUGAAAAUAACAAAAGAUGCCGUAUGGAUUGCCAUGAAAGUUGUGAUACAUGUACAGUUCGUUAAGAUCCUACAGCUUGUAAAAGAUGUGCUUUUAAUUACGUAUUCUAAAAUAAUUUAUGUAUUCCUUGCGGUGCAGGUUGUUAUGGUUGUAGAGAUGAUCCUAAAAUAUGUACUAAUUGCAUGAGAGGAUAUAAACUUAAUACAGACAUAAAAACUUGUGAUCCUAUAUGCAGACCUGGUGAAUUUUUUGAUAGAAACGAAAGCUGUUAAAAAUGUAAAUCUCCUUGUGCUACUUGUCAAGCAUAUGCUGAUUAUUGUUCUAGUUGUGUAACAGGUUACACAUUCGAUACUCAAUACAAAUCAUGUAAGCUUUCUAAAAACUCUUGCCAUGAAAGUUGUGCUUAAUGUAGUAGGUAUGAUGACAUUAAUUCAUGUAUUUCUUGUAGAGAUGGAAUGUAUUUACAAUCUGGAAGAUGUUAUUAAUGUAGUAGUACAUGUUAAACCUGUGAAAAAGAUGCUUAUACUUGCACAUCAUGCAAAAAUAAUGAAUUCCUGUAAAAUAAGGAAUGCAUGAAAUGUCAUAGUUCUUGUUUGACUUGUGAUGGUAUUUCAACAAACUGCACUUCUUGCUAAAAAGGUUUCUCAAAAGACCCUAAGACAGGUCUUUGUGUCGUUGAUUCUCAAACUUGUAGAAAUGACGAAUACUUGGAUAGUAAUAAUAAAUGCUAGAAAUGUAGCUCACCUUGUGCAACUUGUUAAUAUUAUUCUAAUAGAUGCACUAGUUGCAUAUCUGGCUACGAAUUAAAAUCUGAUUCAUUCUAGUGUUAAUAUUAUAUUCCUUCUUGCAUAGAUGGAUAAUUCUUAGAUUCCGAUUAGAAAUGUAAGUCUUGUGAUUCUUCUUGUGCCACUUGUGAUUAGACAAGUACAAGAUGUACAAGUUGCAAAUCUGGGUUUACUCUUUCUAGAUACACUUGCUAAGCAGAUACUUGCUAAGAUGGAUUUUUCAUGAACUAGCAAAGUAGAUGCUAAAGAUGUAGCGAAUCUUGCUCUAAAUGCGUAAACUAUUAAGAUAAUUGUAUUGAAUGUGCUAGUGGAUAUACUUUAGAUACAAGAACUUAAAGGUGUGUGAAAAACUAAAAUAACUCUAAAUGUCAUCCAUCUUGUAAAGAAUGUAGCUAACCUAACAAUUCAUCUGCUUGUAAAUCAUGUAAGGAUGGUUUAUUUUUAAAUAAUAGAAGAGAAUGUGUCCCUUGCAAUAAUUCUUGCUUGACAUGUGAUAGAUAUUAGGACUUUUGUACUUCAUGUUAAUAAGGUUUUAAAUUAGAUAGCACUUAUGGUAAAUGUAUCCCUGACUGUAGAGCAGAUUAAUAUUUAGAUUAACAAGAUAAUUAAUGCAAAUCUUGUGACUCUCCUUGUGGAAGUUGUGAAUACUAUCCAGAUAGAUGUCUUAGCUGUAUCUAAGGAUAUAAGUAUGAUAAUUAAAGAUAUAGCUGUGAAAAAGUUUGCUAAGCCGGGUAAUAUGUUGACAGAGAUUAAACAUGUAAACCUUGCAAAUCUCCAUGUUCAACUUGCGAAUACUAUGAUAAUAGAUGUCUUAGCUGUAUCUCUGGCUAUAAUUACAACAAUUUUAAUUGUUAAAAGAGUCCUAAUUCUAAUUUGAGAAGUUGCCACGAAUCUUGCAAUUCAUGUACAAGAGCUAUGGAUCCUCGUUCAUGCGAUUCAUGUAGAGAAGGAUAUGAGUUAAUAAAUGGCUCUUGUAUAAAAAAGAAAGGCAACUAUUCUGGUCCUAAAAAUUGA
Tetrahymena thermophila SB210 is the source of this 3990-nucleotide messenger RNA. Its product is annotated as leishmanolysin family protein. Gene Ontology annotation, cellular component: membrane. Gene Ontology annotation, biological process: proteolysis; cell adhesion. Gene Ontology annotation, molecular function: metalloendopeptidase activity; protein binding. The record is from RefSeq and is a predicted model, not a curated record. Lineage: Eukaryota; Ciliophora; Oligohymenophorea; Hymenostomatida; Tetrahymenidae. The transcript is spliced from 2 exons.